Molecule: messenger RNA, 1770 nt
Organism: Corythoichthys intestinalis (scribbled pipefish)
Lineage: Eukaryota; Metazoa; Chordata; Actinopteri; Syngnathiformes; Syngnathidae
Product: L-xylulose reductase-like
Exons: 4
Coding region: 1409-1759 (116 amino acids)
Source: RefSeq, a predicted model, not a curated record
AAAAGUGCAACUCUUUAGCAUUCAGAAACUCUAAAAGAAAUGAAUAAAAAGCAUUGUGGUGGUCAGUAAAUGUUACUUUUAUAGAACAAGUGCAGGGAAAUAUAUAUGGAAUCACUCCAUUCUGAGGAAAAAAAAAAAUGGAAUCAUGAGAAAUAAACAAAUAACAAUCAAAACAAAUCUCUAGUAUUUAGUAGCACCACCUCUGGCUUUUAUGACAGCUUGCAGUCUCUGAGGCAUGGGCUUGAUGAGUAUUCUUCAUCAAUUUGGUGCAACUCUCUUUGAUUGCAGUUGCCAGAUCAUCCUUGCAGGUUGGAGCCUUGCCUUUUUUUCCAUUUCCACCACAGGUUUUCAAUAGGGUUAAGAUCUGGGCUAUUUGCAGGCCAUGACAUUGACUGGAUGAGUCUUUCACCAAGGAAUGCUUUAACAGUUUUAGCUCUCUGGCAUGGUGCAUUGUCAUCUUGGAAAAUGACAAACAUAUUUUGAAUUGAAGAGAUAAGAAAGCUGUCUAAAAUUUCAAUGUAAACUUGUGCAUUUAUUGAAGAUUUAACCACAGCGAUAUCCCCAGUGCCUUCGCCUGACAUGCAGCCCCAUAUCGUCAAAGACUGAGGGAAUUUUGAUGUUUUCUUCAGGCAGUCAUCUUUGUAAAUCUCACUGGAACAGCACCAAACCAAAGUUCCAGCAUCAUCACCUUGUCCAAUGCAGAUUCUUGACUCUUGACAAGGUCUGAGUUUGUUCUACAUGAUAAAAUGUCUGAGUGAGUGCUCAUCCGAGACUGGUGAUUCCAUACUUUUUGCAAGGGGUUGUAUGUGUCUUGUCCAAUUCAGACCGUCAAGUUAAUGCCUCACUCGAGUCGGAAAACCACCCCAUAAAUCGGAUUUGUGGAUUAAGACCUCCGGUCUAAACCUAUCUAGCCUUAGAAAGUUGACUUGUCACCCUUCCCAAGAUGAUGAUAAAUGCCCAAUCAUCCUUCUACUGUGAAUUGAAAUGAAUUUAUCACUCGUAGAUGUCCAAUUCAUUUGAAUUGGGAGGGUGGCAGGAAAUUAUUGUUGUUAAAAUCUGGAGUUGUAACCCAUUAUUAUAAAAAUAAGUGUCAACUUUCCUACCAAAUAUCCUGCGCCUAUUCUGAAAAAACUCCCUGGCAACCCUGGCUAAACAUACUGCAGCUCCUCCCCAACAUACAAAGUUUGUCUCUAAAUCAUCAGACAAUUUUUUGUUUCAUAGAAAACUUAUUCAAUCAGACUGCUGAUUGUUAAAUCGAUGGUUCUGAUACAUAGUUGUGUACAUUCUUUGUAACUGAAAACUACACAUUAGCUGCGUUGCAUUUAGUAUCCAACAGGUAUUAUAAUAAGAUAAAAAGCUGCUGGCCACAAAUGAUCCCGGACUCCCCCAGAAUUGUUCCAGUCUGUUUAUGUUGCAGUCCUCUGCCGCGCUGGCCUAUUGUAUGUCCAAGUCUGCCAUUGACCAAUUCACUCGCUGCAUCGCUCUGGAACUGGCGUCUAAGCACGUUCGAGUCAACUCUGUGUGUCCUGGUUUGAUUGUCACAGAAGUACACAAGAGAGCAGGACUGGAUGAAGAGCAAUAUGCUAAGUUUCUUGAAAGUUCUAAGCAGAUGCACGCACUGGGCCGAUUUGGCGAAGUGGAUGAGGUGGCCCACAGCAUCGCCUUCCUGGCAUCAGACGCUGCGAGUUUCAUUACUGCAGUCAACCUCUUCAUUGAUGGGGGUCGCCAUGCUAUGAGUCCGCCAUCACAGUAUAAAUGAGCAAUCACGUU